Messenger RNA from Halichondria panicea, 801 nucleotides. RefSeq lists its product as uncharacterized. Bases 1 to 801 code for a protein of 266 amino acids. Lineage: Eukaryota; Metazoa; Porifera; Demospongiae; Suberitida; Halichondriidae. The transcript has a single exon. The record is from RefSeq and is a predicted model, not a curated record.
AUGCAAGCUAUCAUGGUCAUGCCAGGCCUAUUGUUACAAAAACCACAUGCCAAAGCAGGAACCAAGGAGUUCUGUGAACACCUUGCACGACGUCUUUCUUUGUGGAAGGCGGGUAACAUCAAUGAGCUGCUAGAGGAGGCCCGUACCAUUCAAUCCAGAUUACCUGAGCUAGAUAGACAGCGAGGAAUAACAGAAAAGAAGCUAAAUAGGCGGUUUGCCACUCUCAUCCGGAAAGGAGAGGUCCAUUCAGCCAUCUCCCUCAUCACUGAAUAUGGCAAGGGUGGACUACUUGAACUUACACCAGAAGUAAGAACUGAACUAAAAAGAAAACACCCCAAAGCAAAACCUGCAAACCCAGAGGCCUUGAUACAAGGAGAUGCACUCAUUGUUAACCCCAUCUUAUUCGAAAGUCUAACUGGUGAGGUUGUAAGAAAGACUGCACUAGCAACCCACGGUGCCGCUGGUCCCUCCAUGGGAGAUGCUUAUAUAUGGAGACGUAUGAUGGUAUCUUUUAAGUCAGCAUCAAAAGAUUUAUGUGAUGUGGUGGCGGAAGUGGCAAGGCACAUAGCAUUACAGGAAGUGGACCCAGUCGGGCUUAGCCCACUUCUAAACAAUAGUUUGAUCCCCAUUUCGAAGAACCCUGGAGUACGACCAGUGGGAAUAGGGGAAGUUUUGAAACAUAUUAUUGGCAAGUCCCUGGUGUCUGUGCUCAAGAGAGAUAUUACCAAAGCUGCAGGAUCUACGCAAGUAUGUGCAGGCCACCUGUCUGGUUGUGAAGCUGCUAUACAUGCAGGGGCGUAG